Penaeus chinensis is the source of this 5722-nucleotide messenger RNA. RefSeq names its product cadherin-related tumor suppressor-like. Gene Ontology annotation, molecular function: calcium ion binding. The record is from RefSeq and is a predicted model, not a curated record. Gene Ontology annotation, biological process: homophilic cell-cell adhesion. NCBI's taxonomy places the organism in Eukaryota, Metazoa, Arthropoda, Malacostraca, Decapoda, Penaeidae. Gene Ontology annotation, cellular component: cell-cell junction; membrane. The transcript has 22 exons. Bases 435 to 4829 code for a protein of 1464 amino acids.
UGAUGUCUUAUCAGUAUCGCUGUGGGAGUCAUAGCCGUCUCAAGUGCUGGCGCAAGUGCGAAGGAGAGAACUUUUCGAAAGGACCUUUCUUUCUUCGAAGUCUUCAGCGGAGGACUCGCGGCGAGGGACACGCCUCCGCCGCCAGGGAAGUGCUGUUUACGGGGAGGGACGGAAGGAGCGCCACGAGCCCCUGCGCCCUUUCUCCAAGGAAGUCAACACCCGAGGGCGCUCGACUGCAGGGCUCCCAACGCUAUCGAGUGUCGAGUUCCGACGAAGGGUAAACAACCCCGACAAGAAAGGGGCGGCAGAUGAGGACGAGUUCAGAGGGAGCUCCGUUGUAACCCAACCUGAAUAAGUUGCUCGCGACUGCUUUCUGCGUCACGAUAUCACAAGGUUUCCAUUUUCGUCCUUAAUUACAAGUACCGAAAGCCGACAUGAUGUCUACUAAAGAACGCUCUGUGUUCGGUCUCUUCAAGUGGAGAAUCAGCGCCAUCUUGGUCAUUUAUGUUUCUCUCCCUUUCGCCGCGUCACAAGCAUCCUCAGCUUGCUACGAGCACUUCCAAGUCGACGGCCAGGUCUCCGAAGGCUACGGCGAAAAUGUCUACGUGACGAAAUCCGACAUACCCGAGACCCUGGGGGUAGGGGAGCUGCUGUACACGCUCACCUGGGAGAGCGGCGGCUCCCCCAACACGUCUGACAGUACGACGUUCAUGGAGUACUUCGAAUUCGACGAGAGCGAGACGAAUACGUGGAAAGUGAAGGUCAAGAAGUCGCUGGAAGGCCUGCCUGACUACCCCGUUAGCACGGUCUUAAUGAUUACGAACAUCGAGUUCUCCGGAUACUCACAAACGUGCAACGUCCAGCUCAAACACAACUUGAAGGACGAGAACACUGCCCCCCCGCAGUUCGACUCCCCCUCCUACGUCGUCAGCAUCAGGGAGGACUACCCGGUCGAGCUGGACAUCGCCGAUCUGCAGAUAAAAGUGAACGACUUCGACAAAGACUCUCCGAACAACCAGUUUGCCGUGGAGGUCGAGGGCAGCCAGUGUCCUCUGAAGGCCUCGCAAGAAAAAUACACAAGCGUCGAAGGAGCCCAGACCCUCGUCUUGCUGUGGCUGACCAGUGAGUUAGAUUAUGAGGAACAAAAGCAGCUCACGUGUACACUCAGAGCUCAGGACUUGGGCACGCCAUCUCUUACGACCACUGCUGAUCUUACGGUCAACGUAGAGAAUCGCCAAGACGAACCUCCAGUAUUUGGUUACAAGUUCUACUACUCCACCCUUGAGAGCUCUUUAGCCGGGGAGGUCCUCGAUGUGAAACCAGAGGCGAUUCUUGCAGAAAAUGUCGAAGGCACUGGAGUGACUUACUCCAUGGAGAACGCGCGCAGUGACGUUAACGGCUUGGAGUACUUCGCCAUCGACAUUAGCACCGGGGCGGUCAGUGUGACGAAGGAUAUCGAGGACAGCUUCCUAGAACUCGAAAGAGUCAGUUUCAUCCUGAAGGCUGAAACCACGACCAGCGGCGGCGGCGCAGAUUUUUCUGCGCUGGAGGUGACCUUGCCGCCCGUACCGACCACCACCCCGCCGCCCACCACCACACCCACCACGACCACACCACCGCCCACCACAACCCCCACCGUGGCGACGUGCCCCGCCUGCACGUGCCCAACUAUCGAGUCCACCUCGCCCUGGCCAACCACAACGCCGGCCACGUGCCCGCCCUGUGAACCCAGCACCACCGAGGCGGUGACGUGUACGCCGUGCGCCACCAGCACCCCUUGCCCGACCUUGCCCACGGGUGAGUCGACCGUCGCUGCCACGGAGUGCCCUACCUGUGCCCCGUCAACACUCUCAAGCUGGCUGUCCACCCUUGCCAGCACCGCCUCAUGCCCACCCUGCCCUACCACCGCCGCGACAGGUACUACCACCACCCCUCAUGAUACCGAGACUCCCUACACAUCAGAUGCUGCCUCGUGCCCACCUUGCCCCACCACAGCCAUGCCAGGCACAACCAUCACUCCUACAACUUGCCCAACAACAUGCCCCGAAUGCCCUUCCACUUGCCCUUCAACGGAAGGACCUACAACAUGCCCCGAAUGCCCCACGACCUACCCCUCCACAGAAACUCCUACAACAUGCCCUGAAUGCCCCACGACUUGCCCUUCUACAGAAACACCUACAACAUGCCCCGAAUGCCCCACGACCUACCCCUCCACAGACACUCCUACAACAUGCCCCGAAUGUCCCAUAACUUGCCCUUCCACAGAAACCCCUACGACAUGCCCUGAAUGCCCCACAACUUGCCCUUCCACAGAAACCCCUACGACAUGCCCCGAAUGCCCCACGACCUGCCCUUCCACAGAAACCCCUACAACAUGCCCCGACUGCCCAACGAGCUGUCCUGAGUGCCCGACAUCUUGCCCAUCCACAGAAACACCCACCACUUGCCCAUCUGUCACUUGCCCCUCGACCGACCAACCUCCAGGGCCCACGCUGACCUUCAAGAAAGCCUCGUAUGCAGGAGAAAUUUUCGCCACGACUUCCCGCGUCUGGACGGUCGGGGUCGUUGAAGAAAACGCAGACGUGACAUUUUCCUGGGAGGGAGGCGAGGACGAAAACUUCGCGAUCGACGCCAAGACCGGCGAGAUCAGCUCCAAGAAGCCCGAACUCGAGAUCAAAGAGUACGGGCUCACCGCCGUGGCCACAGCAGGAGAACUCAGCGACAUGGCGCAGGUCAUCAUCAGGGUCGUCGAACCUUUAGACGCGGAAGUGAUGAUCAAGAACAACCUGAUCCGGGUGGAGGCGGAGGAGGGCGUCGAGGAGCAGGAGCUCGCGGAGAUCGAGGCCGUGGGCGACGUCGCCGAGAUCUGCGUGACCGACGUGACGGCGCCGGCGGCGGAGGGUUUCUUCUCUGUCGAGCUGGUGGACGGCGCGUGGAAGCUGAAGGCGAAAUCCUCGCUGGACUACGAGGAAACCAAGCAGAUCUCCUUCAAGCUCAAGGCCCGGAAGGAGGGCGACGGCGACUGCUCCUCCAGCGGCUUCAGCGACCAGCUCCUCAGAGACGAAGCGCUCGUCGUGGUCACCGUGACGGACGUGAACGACGCGGAGCCGAAGUUCGUAGUUCCUGCGACGCCCCAGACUGUCAUCGCCUACCCUACGGACCCCGCCCUCCAGAAGGUGGUGGGCCCAGUCAUCACUCUGCAGGCGGAAGACGAAGACUCGUUGCCGACGUACAGCCUGGAGAGCGCCGUGGACGGGCUUUGGGUGGACGAGGACACGGGUGCCGUCUACCUGCAGGAGGAGAACGCCUGCGGCCAGGAGUGCGACGUCACCGCCCGGGCCUCCGACGGGGAGCACAGCGCCACUGCCGAGAUCAAGGUCUUGAGUCUGGACAUGGACCACAUCUACUCCCUGACGCUGGACAACGUGAACGUCCCCGAUGUGGACAGCGAACUCGACAGUAUCUCAGCGAAAGCAGGAGUCAAGAUCUCCAAGGUUUAUGUGACCCCCAAAAUCGCGGAGACCAGGACGCCCAGCCGCGCCCAACGCACGCCUCCCGCGGCACGAAGACUCGGCUCCUCUCGCUGGAGUGGCUGGGAGUCUCGGGUUGAAUCCUGGCAGCUGGCGGUUCACGUGUAUGCCGUUGAGGGCGAGCAGCUGAUGGCCCUCGACCAGCUGAAUCAGAAACUGACUGAAGGAAAUACGAACCACGAGGCGAGCUCCUUCGAAGAGAGGGACGCCUUCGACCCGCCGCAGCCCGAGGGUCCGAGCACCGUCGGGUACCAAGUGGCCGUCGGGAUCCUGGGGGCGCUGCUGGGCCUCCUUCUCAUUGCUGCAGGAUUCCUCGCCUACAGGUGGCAGCGAGGCAGGUCCGAUCGGCGGCGCCAGGAACCCAAGGGCAUCAGCACGGUGGGCGGAGCUUACCCCAACCUCUCUUUCAACGACGAGGAGGACAGGACGGACAGCGCCUCGCAGGAGCGCAAGAACGGUUCCCUUGGCGGCGCGGGCGGAGGAGGAGGCUACAAGAUCGACGAGAGACGCGACUCUCCGCCUCUCUUCAUUAGUUCACUCUCAGCCUCCAAGUCGGAGCCGCCCGUGAGCAAAUCCAGCGAGCAGCAGCGCGGGCUGCGGCGCGUGGACCCGGGCAAGCCAGAGUACUACGGCAUGUCCUCCCCGACGCCCCCGCCCUCCUACUCCUCCAACAACGCAGCCUCCUCCUCCUCCUCCUCGAUGUACCCGAACCUCUCUUCCUCCGGCGCGGGCCCCUCCUCCUCCUCCUCCUCCUCCGCGGCCAAACCCAGCUCCUCGUCCUCCUCCUCCAUGUACCCCUCGCUCCCGACGCCCUCCUACCAGAGCCAGAAGUCGGUGAGGAAGGAGCCUCCGCCCCUUGGGUCCGCUCCUGCCAAGUCGAUCCUGCGAGGAACCGCCCCCGACACCGGCCAGGAGGUGCCGCUCACGCUGUUCUCCAGUGGCCAGGAACCCAGCAUGCCAGAGAAGGACUACGACGAAGAGGUUAAGACCUCCGCCUUCAGUGGCCUGAAGAAGUCGCCGCCCCCGAGGAGGGCGUCCACGCACGCGCUGGCCGAGGACGCCGCCGCCGCCGACAGGAAGGAGGACUCCGACCAAGGCGAAGACGACGAACGGAGGAAGUCUGUGGCGUUCAAGAUCAUGGUCGACACGAAGGAGAUCCAGCCAGAGAACGAAGGCCCUGCACAGAAGAAGGCGGCGGCGAAGAGCGACGCCAUGGACAUCCUUGCGGCCAACGCGAAGAAGAUGGCUGAAGAAGGCGCCGACGACGACAGCGACGACGACGUGGACGAGAAAUUCUAAUAGAAAUGUGAUGGUUGAUUAGUGCUUGUAAGAGUGGGUUCGAUGCGAAAGAGGGCGUGGUGGUCUUGAGAAGAAAAUUUCAUCUCUUCGGGGCAAAGAUGGCCAUGACAGCUAAUGGUGGGGGAAGGGGGGGGGGUCAUGAACAAUAAGAUAGUGGUGGAGGAAGCAAGCAUAUCAUGAUGACGCAGGCGUUGUCGUUGCACAAGCAGGAAGAUUAUGACUUGAUAAUAAUGAAGACAAGAAAGGCGUCGAGGCUGAAUGUGGAAGGACAAAAGGACACAGCAGAUGACAGACAUGACAGACAGCGGACGUCACGCCUCCAGCAGGAAGAGUGCAAGACGGGUGGGGCCUGGGAGCACGUCUGGCCUCGAAGGGACAAGGCGAAUGGAUCACCUUUACUCUGAUAUUCAGCUUCUUCCGUUUUGCAUUUGUCUUCUGCAUCUGCCGUUGGAGUGGCUAUGCUUGGGUAAUAUGAUGGUGAACUGUGACGAUAAAUUUCGUUUUACCAUUAUUUGAAGUUAAUUUACAGUUGGUGAAAGGACUAGAUUGGAAGAUAUUAAGUACACUGUGUUGUUCAUGAUUUUUGUAAAGAGAAUUGAUUUAGGUUUUCAUUUGCGUCUUUUAGAAGAAAUUUAUCAUCGGAACUCAAAACUACUGUGAAAUCAUUUUAUGCGUUUGUUUGUCCACUUAUUUGUUAAUUAAACAGUAUAGUUUAUUUACGGUAAAAUAACAGUUCAGUAGGAAAAUACAUAUGGGCUACUAUAUCAACAUGUUACCGCUUACAUACUCUAAUAUCAUAACUUCCAUUGUUGUUUAAAUGUUACUUUUACAUGAUUAUAUAUGAAUUUUAGUUAAAUGUUGUUAAUUAAUCUGUUAUAAAAGUUUAACAAAUA